Nicotiana attenuata is the source of this 1155-nucleotide messenger RNA. Its product is annotated as F-box/kelch-repeat protein At3g23880-like. Lineage: Eukaryota; Viridiplantae; Streptophyta; Magnoliopsida; Solanales; Solanaceae. The transcript has a single exon. The record is from RefSeq and is a predicted model, not a curated record. Gene Ontology annotation, molecular function: protein binding. The coding region runs from base 1 to 1155 and encodes 384 amino acids.
AUGAGUGAUUUCAUAAUCCCUGUUCUUCCCCGUGAAAUCAUCGUCAAAAUCCUCUUAAAGGUGCCCUCGAAGUUCCUGUUGAAAUUCAGGUGCGUUUCAAAAUCAUGGCUUGAACUAAUCUCUAGCCCUGAAUUUAUAAACGCCCAUCUGAAAUUAACAGCUAAUGACAAAGAAUGCAGCCACCAUAGGGUUAUAUUUCAAGACUCGGAAGGAAAUUUCAAGUUACGUUCUCUCCCUUCCUUGUUUUACAAGGAACAAAUCACUGAGCUAUUAAACAUGGCUUCUCCCUUGGAAAAUCCGACUAUUUAUACUUGGACUGUGGGUUCUGUCAAUGGACUGAUUUGUUUGUAUAGUAAGAUAGAGGAGCCAUUUUUAUGGAACCCCACAAUCAGGAAGUCUAAGAAGUUGCCUACAUUUGGAGAUAAAUUGAGGAGGAAUUGCUCUUACUAUUGCAAAUAUGGUUUUGGAUAUGAUGAGGCACGUGACGAUUAUAAAGUAGUAGUUGUUCAGUGUAUUUCUGAUGAUGGUGGUUCAUAUGAUACUGUAGUCAACAUUUACAGUUUGAAGGAUGAUACUUGGAGAACAGUCGAUAAGUUUCAGGGAAACUUUUUGGUAAAUUCUUCAGGUAAAUUUGCCAAUGGGAAGCUUUAUUGGGCUUUAUCUGCUAAUGUUGAUACGUUCGAUAUGUGCAACAUCAUUUCUCUUGAUUUAGCAUACGAGACAUGGAGAAGGUUGGAGCUUCCCAGUUACGGAGAUAGCAAUUAUCCUUUGACACUGGGAGUGGUGGGAAGUGAUCUUUCUGUGCUUUGUCCUUGUCGUCAAGUAACUAAUUCUGAUGUGUGGAUUCUCAAGGAUUGUGGAGUUAAAGUAUCUUGGACAAAGAUUUUCACUAUCGAACAUCAUCGAGAUCUUGGGGAGUUUAUAUUUUUUUCACCCAUUUUCUCUAUACCUUUAUGCCAGUCAAAUAAGGGUGAAAGUUUACUUUUGCUUCCCCCAGUUAUUAUGAUAUAUGAUGGUUCAACCAAACAAUUAGAGGCCAUUGAAAAUGAGGAAUACUUUGCUGCAGAAAUCUAUGUAGAAAGCCUUAUUGAUCCCGUAUUGAUAGCUGAUCGAGGACAUCGUAACCUUGAAACCUCACAAUCAUUUAGCUACUAA